Laccaria bicolor S238N-H82 is the source of this 831-nucleotide messenger RNA. RefSeq lists its product as uncharacterized. The coding region runs from base 1 to 831 and encodes 276 amino acids. The transcript is spliced from 5 exons. The record is from RefSeq and is a predicted model, not a curated record. NCBI's taxonomy places the organism in Eukaryota, Fungi, Basidiomycota, Agaricomycetes, Agaricales, Hydnangiaceae.
AUGCUCGAGCACAAGCCAGACACCGAGCAAAGCGAAAGGCAUAUAUUGACCAGCGUCGCCCAGCUCGAACAAACCGUAACAAAGCUCCAAACUGAGCUUGGCUACACUCCAGAGCAGAUCGGUGUCCUUCCACCUCACACAGUGAAGAUACGCGAGCUCGAGGCAGAUCUCUUGAGGGCCCAAGAAGAAAACGAGGAACUCUCGAGGCUCCUCGCAGAAAGCAGAGUGUCGACCGCCGUCAUGCGUCAGGACCCAUUGACGACGUACCCAGAUGGUCGGCGUUGUGACCGAGACUACAAGAGACGUAAGAUGGUGGGCCAUGCUGUGGAGGGGGUAUACAUCAGCCCCAGUGAAACUCCAGCCCAUAUGACGGAACCACUUUCGCGACCACCACCAUUGACAAUACCCCAGGCAGCCUUGAACCAUUACAGCAAUAUUCCCCCCAACGCCAAUCACCACAGUCCUGGGCUAAGCUUAUCAUUCACCCUGCAUGCACCCGCACUGUUCCAAAUGCCAAAUACACCAUCGGGUUCGAGUGCUACUUCAAGUCCCCCAUUCUCGCCUGUUCAAAUGCAAGCACCCAUACACCCCCCAAUGGACCAGCGUCCACAGCAACACAACUACACGCUCUCGAACUACACGCAACACCAUCCAAACCAAUGUCCCGGUAUAUCUGUCAAGGUGGAGGACAACCCCAGUUAUACUCCGGGAAACCACCAUUCCUCUCUACAGUACUCCUAUUCGCAUGGCCAUCCUCACGACCACACUAUGGAUUGGAACACGUACUUGGAUGGCCACAAUUACACAGAUAGCGUCUUUUGUUUUGUGUAG